Messenger RNA from Girardinichthys multiradiatus, 1931 nucleotides. Its product is annotated as ras-related protein ORAB-1-like. Bases 539 to 1150 code for a protein of 203 amino acids. NCBI's taxonomy places the organism in Eukaryota, Metazoa, Chordata, Actinopteri, Cyprinodontiformes, Goodeidae. The record is from RefSeq and is a predicted model, not a curated record. Gene Ontology annotation, molecular function: GTP binding; GTPase activity. The transcript has 6 exons.
UUUGACCGACGGGUGGACUUGAGUUUUCUCCUCAAUGAAGGAUUUCAUUUUUUUUAUCAGUUAAGAACAGUAACGCCAUCAUCUUGUUGAGAUUUAGGUUGAAGUCCACGACAGGAAGUAGUGUAAAAUGUGUAGUCUGACUCCGCUUUGCCACGUUUCACUAAAUGAUGUAAUCUCUCCGGGUUGGGCACGACAGUUAGCUGCUGCAGUAACUGCACACAUUACCGAACCAGCUGGCGACACAUCUAUUCUCAGCCGCUUGUUCAAUUAGCUCCGUUUUACUGUUAAACAACGAUCGUGCCUGUUUAACACGACUUGAACAAAAUCAUUCAUUUUACGGUGUUAUUUUCCCCUCCUGUCUGAACUACCUGGCUGGUAUUAGCCGUUUCCUGGUUGAAGUUGCAGCCAUUUUGGAUUUUUACUGGGGAAAGAGGCAGCCGGGUCGCGAUCGCGGAGCGGUACAAGCUUGGAGUCGACCCCGUUUUUUUACAAGUAGACAGCGCUAUUUAUCUGCGGACGGUGACACUACGAGGGGACAAUGAAUCCUGAAUAUGACUAUUUAUUCAAACUGCUCCUGAUUGGUGACUCCGGUGUUGGAAAGUCUUGCCUUCUACUCCGAUUUGCAGAUGACACAUACACAGAAAGUUACAUUAGCACAAUUGGUGUGGACUUCAAAAUACGAACCAUAGAACUAGAUGGAAAGACCAUUAAACUUCAGAUUUGGGAUACAGCGGGACAAGAGAGGUUUCGUACAAUCACAUCCAGCUACUACAGAGGUGCUCAUGGUAUCAUUGUAGUCUACGACGUCACAGACCAGGAGUCCUUUAACAAUGUCAAACAGUGGCUACAGGAGAUUGACCGCUACGCUAGUGAAAAUGUCAACAAAUUAUUGGUUGGGAACAAGUGUGACUUGACAACAAAGAAGGUGGUGGAUUAUACAACAGCAAAGGAGUUUGCUGACUCUCUGGGAAUUCCGUUUUUGGAAACCAGUGCCAAAAAUGCCACCAAUGUAGAGCAGGCCUUCAUGACCAUGGCAGCUGAAAUCAAGAAGAGGAUGGGCCCUGGAGCCACAGCUGGAGGUGGAGAAAAGCCCAAUGUGAAGCUGACUCCAGGCACUCCUGUUAAGCCUUCACCAGGAGGCUGCUGCUGAGACACGAACCACCGGUCUUUGUUCUUCCUUCCCCUUAACUCUGCGGGCCCCUUCCAAACUCCACUGUGUCCCUUAAAGCCCCACUACAUCAGACAGGACAGGGAAGACUUGAUUUGUCUGUGUCUGUGUGUGUGUGUGUGUGCGUGCGUGCGUGCGUGCGUGCGUACGUGUGUGAGAAAGAGUGAACAAGAUAAAGUUUAUACUGUACAUACUGUAGCCGCUCUACAAAACAUCCGAAGAAUCUUUCUUGUCUUACUGUCCUGUUGUUGAUAAAUGAUAUGAUAAGUUUGGCUGAUAGGUGAUGGUUCGACCUACUCCCCGUCUCAGCCCUGUUACACUUUUUCAUUUGGCCAUGUGAAUACAGCUUCAGGAGAACACUGUGUGCAUGUGUCUGUGGGUGGGUGACUGGGUGAGUGAGUUUGUGCAUUCCUGCAGCAGGGUUGGUAAACCAAUCAGUUUCAUUAAGAUUUGUGUUUGUUCUUCUCUUUCUAUGAUCAUUGCUGUCUUUUUUUCAGCAUGUCUCUGUCUGUCCUCGUCUGAAGGUGUUUUAAAAAUGUCAUACCAACUUCUGCACAACAUCAUGUUCUAAAGUCUAGUGCAACAACAGUAUAUGUACAUAAGCAUUAUGUAUAUAUAUAUAUGUAAAAUUGAGUUAGUUCUCUAGUGUUUGACACAUUUCUGAAUUAGUCAUUAUCUCUGCAUUCAGUUUGUGGCUGAAGACAACUGCAAGUUUCUUGCUCAACAUGUAACACUUAAAUGGAAAAUAAAUAUUGUACGACCA